This is a messenger RNA of Culicoides brevitarsis, 3068 nucleotides long. It is a transcript of the gene ValRS-m, whose product is annotated as valine--tRNA ligase. The coding region runs from base 108 to 2978 and encodes 956 amino acids. Gene Ontology annotation, cellular component: cytosol. Gene Ontology annotation, biological process: valyl-tRNA aminoacylation. Gene Ontology annotation, molecular function: aminoacyl-tRNA deacylase activity; valine-tRNA ligase activity; ATP binding. The record is from RefSeq and is a predicted model, not a curated record. The transcript has 4 exons. Lineage: Eukaryota; Metazoa; Arthropoda; Insecta; Diptera; Ceratopogonidae.
UUAAAUACGAUAUGCUGCCUAAAUACAUUUAUUAAAUACUUUAAUUUGUGCCGGCAAUCGACGUCAUUGAACUAUUUCUUAUUAAUUUAAAUAAAUAUUUACAUGAAAUGUAUUUUUUAAAAAAUCAUUCUACAAAUUAUAUUUUUUUUAAAGAAACAUACAAAAUAAGAAAAUGCACAACUAAAACUCGUAUUGAGACAGGUUAUCAACCACGAAAUGUAGAAAAAAGACAAGAAUUGAAUGCUUUGAACACUCUUGAGAGUCCAGAAAAAAAAAUAUUCAGUAUGAUUUUACCACCGCCAAAUGUUACUGGACAUAUUCACCUAGGACACUGUUUGACUGCUAUUGUGCAAGAUGUAAUUGCAAGAUACAAAAGGAAAUCGGGAUUUAAAGUUGAAUGGAUUCCCGGAAUGGAUCAUGCUGGAAUAGCUACACAGAUAGUAGUUGAGAAAUAUCUUAAAAAACAAAAAAACAUAACUCGUCAUGACUUAGGUCGUCAAAAAUUUAUAAAAGAAGUUCUAAAUUGGAAGGAUCAAAGAAGCACUUGCACAAAAAGAGACUUGUUAAAACUUGGUACUACUUUAGACUGGAAAAAGGAAUACUUCACAAUGGAUGAUUCACACAGUCACGCGGUUCGAGAAGCGUUCAUACGUUUAUUUGAUAAAGGCUUAAUAUAUCGUACUAAAUCCCUUGUUAAUUGGUCAUGCACGUUGGAAUCGACAAUUUCUGAUAUAGAAAUCGAUCAUUUAAACAUAGAUGGUCCUACUGAAAUAUCUGUUCCAGGUUAUGAUAAGAAAGUAAAAUUUGGGCAAAUAUAUGAUAUAGUCUAUAAAACAACGAAUGGAGAUGAAAUUAUAGUAUCAACUACGAGGCCUGAAACCAUUUUGGGAGAUGUCGCAGUUGCAGUAAAUCCUCGUGAUCCAAGGUAUAGCAGUUUUUUGCAAAAUAAAAAUUGUAAGCUGGUAAAUCCAUUUAGAAUGGACUUAAUACCAAUAAUUGCAGACGAGUCUAUUGAUAUGGAUUUCGGAAGUGGAGCUGUAAAAAUAACGCCAGCACACGAUAAAAAUGAUUUUGGGAUCGGCCAACGACACGAUCUCCCACUAAUAUCUGUUAUAAACGAAAAAGGAAAUAUUUCUUUAGAAUUUAAGAGCUUCGCAAAUUUACCGCGGUUUAAUGCGAGAGAUAUGAUUAUAAAUGCAUUAAUGGAUAAAGGACUUCUCAGAGAUAUAAAACCAUACAAAAUGUGCCUACCAAUUUGCUCGCGUUCAAAAGAUAUAAUAGAAUUUCAACUACGUUCUCAAUGGUUUGUUCGUUGUAAACGAAUGUCUGAAAAAGCUCUUGAAGCUGUUAAAUCAAGAAAAAUUAAAAUUUAUCCAGAAACAUUUAUUCGAGAGUGGGAACAUUGGCUUAGCGAUAUUCAUGAUUGGUGUAUAUCGAGACAGUUGUGGUGGGGUCAUCAGAUACCUGUAUAUCUUAUUGAAGGAACUUGGGUCGCAGCUCAUUCAAAGGAUGAUGCUUUACAUAAGUUAAAAAAAGACGUUGUUUUAGACCUAAUAAAACAGGAUGAGGAUGUGCUUGAUACAUGGUUUUCAUCGGCAUUACUUCCUUUUUCCCUUCAUGGUUGGCCAAAAAAGACUUCAAAUGAGUUUUAUCCGUUAGAUAUAAUGGAAACAGGACAUGACAUAAUAUUUUUCUGGGUAGCAAGGAUGGUCAUGUUAGGGAUUGAGUUGACAGACACUAUUCCUUUCAAAGAAAUACUUUUGCAUGGAAUCGUAUGUGAUGCUUUCGGACGAAAAAUGUCCAAAAGUCUAGGAAAUAUUAUAACGCCAAAGCAAAUAAUUAAUGGAAGUUCACUGAAAGAACUGCAACAAGAGACAAAAGCUUUAUUAAAUAUGGGUAUUCUUUCAAAUCAAGAAUAUAAAAAAUCAAUUGAAGGACAAGAGAAAAUGUUUCCAGAAGGUAUUCCCGAAUGUGGAACGGAUACAUUAAGAUUCACUCUUUGUAGCCACAAUAUAAAAACACACUUCAUAAAUUUUGAUAUAAAGGAGGUAUAUGCAAACAAAUUAUUCUUAAACAAAAUUUGGAACGCCACGAGAUAUGUUAUUAAAAUGAACGAAACAUUUUUGAAAGUUGAUAGGAGCCGUAUAUGUAUUGAUGAUUUACUACACGAAAGACUUUUACCGAUGGAUAAAUGGAUUUUAAGUCGUUUAAGUGAAACUUCUUCUAAAGUUAAUGAUGCAUUCACAUCGUAUAAUCUACAUUGUGCAACAAUGGCUCUAAAAAACUUUUUUCGGAAUGAUUUAUGUGACACAUAUUUAGAAACAACAAAAAUAAAUCAAUACGAUAUGAGCAAGAAACAAGUAGCCAAAGUUAACUGUCUCGUACUAAAUAUUUGUCUAGCACAUGGACUUGACUUAAUGGAGAUAUUCACACCGUUUUUAUCAUUAGACUUGAAAAAACAUUUACCAUUGUAUCAAGUUAAGUGUCUAAAUUUUUUCAAGGAUCCAUCACUAGAACGUGAAGUUUUUCAAAUAAUGGAAGUGUGUUCUUCUAUACGGCAAAUAAAUAGUCAACACAAUAUCACCAAACAACAAAAACCUACAUUAUUCAUUCACCCAAAUAAUGCAUCCGCGGAAAAGUUAUUGAAAUUAUACCAAAAUGAAAUAGCGUCUCUUUCUUUUUGUGUAAAUAUUCAUUUUGUACAAGAUAACACUUUUGUUAAGUGUGAUAUAAAAUCUACUGCUGGAUCUAUUUGUUCUUUCGGAGUAUCUUUAGAUCAACGUACUGAAUUGAAUGAAAAAUCCAAAGAAAUAAAUUUGAAAAAGGCACAAAAACUAGAAAAAGAAUUGCAAAGAGUUAUGAAAAUAGUUUCAAAUACAGGUUUUGCGAAUGCAGUAAGUGAUGAUGUUAAAAAUAAGAUGAAUAUAAAGAUAAUGAAACUAAAAAUGGAACUUGAAAAUAUUAAGAAAAUACGCUAAGUCAAAUAUGACAAUUGUAUCUAUUUAAAAUGUAAAGAUUAAAGCUUAAUAAAUAUUUUUUUAUUUCGCAUUUUAUCAAGUAAAGACUAC